AAAUUUCGGGUCUGAAACCAGAGGAGCUUCCUAAGCUGGGUGAGAGAGAACAGCGCAGAGUGCUCUGUUAAGAGUCUGAAAGUGAUCCAGAGGCGUUAGUGUUCAGAACGGUUGUGAAAACAAACCGUUUAUGGAGAGGUUUCUGGAGGCAGCUCGAGUGUAAGUUGAGUUUGGAACAGGCUCGUAUGCACAGGUCAAGAAUCGGAAUUAACCUUGAGGGUGAGAUUUGGAUGUAAUUGAGGUUGAACCUAAACAGCAGUUCCCAAAGAAGUCACGAAAGAGAAGUUAGUUACUGAAGACUUUGGAGUGAAGCAUUUGUGACUUCAAAAGUUCAAGAAGGCAUUGUCUUUGAGGCACUCAGUCUAAAUGCAGUAAGCUGAAGUAAUAAAAGCUAUGGUUUAUUGUGCACUUGUGUGCCAGACUUUGUGCUGUGUUUAGCAUCCAGAGAUUAGCUGUCACAAUACACCCGAGAGAGCACCACUUUUUUUGUUUUUUUUUUUUUUACUAGAAAGCUAAAUGGAAAAUAAGUUAUUUCAGGGUUACAUGUAUUAAGUUGAACGCUGACAUCCACACCAGCUGUGCUCCAGAUGGAUGUACAUGGUAGAAUAAGAGAAAUCCUUGCUGAGACAAUACGGGAAGAAUUGGCGCCUGAUCAACAACAGUUAUCAACAGAAGAUUUGAUGAAAGCCCUUAGACGUCGUGGAAUCAUUGAUGAUGUGAUGAAAGAACUUAAUUUUGUUUCUGACAGUGUUGAUCAAGAACUCCCCUCUUCUCCAAAACAAUCUGUUUGUUUUACUGAGAGACAGUCAACAUUGUUAAAAAAAACUAAUAUUGAUCCAACUCGGAGGUAUCUUUACCUUCAGGUUUUGGGUGGAAAAGCUUUCUUGGAACAUCUGCAAGAACCUGAGCCUUUACCGGGACAAGUUUGUUCAACCUUUACUUUAUGUUUACAUUUUCGGAAUCAACGUUUUCGUUCUAAACCUGUUCCAUGUGCCUGUGAACCAGAUUUUCAUGAUGGCUUUUUACUUGAAGUACACAGAGAAAGUUUAGGUGAUGGAACUAGAAUGGCUGAUUCAACAACAAUGUUAUCAAUAAGUGAUUCAAUUCAUAUGGUGCUAAUCAAAACAGAUAUAUUUGGUGAAACCACUUUAGUUGCAUCCUAUUUUCUUGAGUGGCGAUCAGUUUUGGGCUCUGAAAAUGGAGUGACCAAUCUUACUGUGGAACUUAUGGGUGUAGGCACAGAAUCAAAAGUGUCUGUGGGAAUUUUAAAUAUAAAACUUGAGAUGUACCCACCACUCAAUCAAACAUUAUCUCAAGAAGUGGUGAAUACGCAGCUUGCUUUGGAACGACAGAAAACUGCAGAGAGAGAGCGAUUAUUUCUUGUGUAUGCUAAGCAAUGGUGGAGAGAAUAUUUGCAAAUUCGACCCUCACACAGCUCACGACUGGUUAAGAUUUUUGCACAGGAUGAAAAUGGGAUAAAUAGACCAGUCUGUUCCUAUGUUAAACCACUUCGAGCUGGGAGACUUCUGGACACGCCAAGGCAAGCAGCAAGAUUUGUUAAUGUUCUGGGUUAUGAAAGAGCUCCUGUUAUUGGAGGAGGAGGUAAACAGGAGCAAUGGUGCACUCUGCUGGCCUUUCUCUGUAGAAACAAGGGUGAUUGUGAAGAUCAUGCCAACCUUCUGUGCAGCCUUCUUCUUGGAUAUGGCCUAGAAGCCUUUGUCUGUGUUGGGACUAAGGCAAAGGGAGUACCUCAUGCUUGGGUUAUGACUUGUGGAACUGAUGGAACCAUCACCUUUUGGGAAAGUUUAACAGGACACAGGUACAUCCACAAAUCUGCCAAUCUUGAUGAAGCGCCAGUUGCUGAACAACCCAAACCAUUAUAUCCAUAUCGAACAAUUGGUUGUGUUUUCAAUCAUCAGAUGUUUCUGGGAAACUGUCAGCCUUCUGACUCAGUAGAAAUCUGUGUAUUUGAUUUGAAUGAUGAAUCCAAAUGGAAACCCAUGAGUGAAGAAGCAAUUAAAUCAGUUUGUGCUCCAAGAGCUAUAACGUCCCUUCCUCCCUUUCCACCUCUGUGUGCAUCCUCAAUUGAUGCUUCAGUAACAAGUAAUGAGAUAGAAAUGCAGCUAAGGCUGCUAGUGUCAGAACACAGGAAGGACCUUGGCCUCACUACUGUUUGGGAAGACCAGCUUUCCUAUCUUUUAUCACCAGCUUUGGCUUCCUAUGAAUUUGAGCGUACAACAAGUAUAUCUGCAGGCAAUGAAGAAUUUCAAGAUGCCAUAAGGAGGGCUGUACCUGAUGGUCACACAUUUAAAGGAUUUCCAAUACAUUUUGUGUAUAGGAAUGCAAGACGUGCAUUUGCCACUUGUCUUCGGUCUCCUUUUUGUGAAGAAAUAAUCUGUUGCCGUGGAGACCAAGUGCGAUUGGCAGUUCGUGUCCGAGUGUUUACUUACCCUGAAUCUGCAUGUGCUGUUUGGAUCAUGUUUGCUUGUAAAUAUCGCUCGGUGUUAUAGGACUAACAUUUCUAUAAGAAAAUUAUCUGUAUUUUGUUGGAAUUUUACACAUUGUACAUUACUAGCAGUUUAGAGAUUCCUUAUUUUAAAAUCACCGUCUGACUUGGAUGUCAUUUUUCAAUUUUGUAUAUACCUGAUAAUGUUUGGAAAAAAUCAUGAUGUGUGUAUUUAAAAACUAAGAAUGAAAUAGUUGCAUAAAUCUGUGUGGAAUUUAGUAUAAAUUAAGUGUAUAUUCUAUUUUAAUAAUUGAUACUUUUUACAGCUAUUCAAUAGUUUAAAUAUGAAUAUAAAAUUUACUCAGUUUCCUUUACAUUAACUGGUACUCAGAUAUUUGCCUAAGAUUUGAGUCAUAGUAAAAUCAGUAUAAUCAUUAUUUUUCAUAGAAUAAUGAAAUUGUUUUUUGUACAAAUUAGGAGAAAGUAGCUUUACAACAGAUUUAUUUAUUACAUAGGUGAAAAUAGAUUUUGGUGAAUUUCCACUUUUGUGGUUUACCAUGGCCAUACUAAUAGUUGUGACUUUCCAGAGAUUGAUGGGAAGACCUUGAUGUGAGAGUAGGGAAAAGCUAUUACCAGAAAAACAGAAAUAUGAAUAGCAAAAUAAAAAUCAUAUGAGAGUACCUGAAUAAUUUAUUUUUUUUUUUUUAAGAUUUAUUUAUUUAUACAAGCACUGGGUACAGUCAGAAGCGCUGGGUACAGUCAGAAGCGCGGGAGGGUGAGAGAAUUCACCAG
Molecule: messenger RNA, 3238 nt
Organism: Talpa occidentalis (Iberian mole)
Lineage: Eukaryota; Metazoa; Chordata; Mammalia; Eulipotyphla; Talpidae
Gene: CEP76
Product: centrosomal protein 76
Exons: 12
Coding region: 588-2510 (640 amino acids)
Source: RefSeq, a predicted model, not a curated record